GUUUGCAAGCCGCCUUUAAAAACCACAGAAGAAGAACAAGAAGAAGACUCAACGCAAACAACAAUGGCGGCCUGCAUAGAUUACUUUGAUCGCGGCGUCGAUUCCGUUAUUUCUAAAAUGAAAAACAUCCCUGUUUUGAAAGACGAACAGAGAGCUGCUCUGAAGGAGUUUGUUGGUGGCAAAGACGUAAUCGCUCUCCUUCCGACCGGGUUUGGGAAGAGCCUCAUUUACCAAAUAGCUCCACUGGUAGUGAAGGAGAUGGGAGGACAUCCAGAGCCCAUCGUCAUCAUCAUAUCUCCACUCAUUGCUCUGAUUGAGGACCAAAUCCGCGAGGCAGGACUUUUGGGGGUUUCAGCUGCACAGCUGGGAGAAGGGAAGGACAGCGAUAUCCUCAACGGACAUUACCAGCUUGUGUUCGGCAGUCCCGAGUCCUGGUUAAAAGAAAAAUGGCUGGCCAUGUUGGGCUCAACUGUUUACCAGACGAACCUUGUGGGGAUUGUGGUCGACGAGGUUCAUGUCACCUAUAAAUGGGGUCAAGGUGCGAAAGGGAAUCCAGCCUUCAGAGAGAGCUUUUCUCGUCUGGGAGAACUCCGUUCAAUUGUGAGAGAAGGUACGCCUGUCAUGGCCUUGACAGCAUCAGCUGAAAUUGCCAACAGAGACCGCGUCUCCCGUCUGCUACACAUGCACAGUGCUACUCAGAUAACUGUGAGCCCAAACAGACACAACAUCAAGCUUGGGCUGAAGCAUGUUCCCAAAGAUGAUCUGGGCUGCAUGGAUUGGGUGGUAACUGAAGUCAGACAGAAGGGCCUGUUGUUGUCUCCCAUUAUUAUUUAUUGCACAUCGCUCAAGACCGUUGGAAGAGUAUUCUGCCAUCUUAAAGCUAAGCUUGGGGAUGAUGCAUGGGUGGACAGAGAUCCUGAUCACAAGGCUGAAAACCUACUGAUUGGAAUGUACCACAGUAAGACAUUACCACAGUACAAGGCCAGAGUGCUUGCAUCCUUCACUGGUGAGGGUAGUUGCAGGGUUGUUGUGGCUACAACUGCAUUGGGGAUGGGUGUUAACUUCCCUAACGUGUCUCAUGUAGUCAUGUACGGAGCACCUGAGGAUGUGGAAGGCAUAGUGCAGCAGGUUGGUCGGGCUGGGAGAAACUGUCUGCCAUCACAUGCAGUGUUGUAUGCUAUAAAAGGAGCACCCAGGGUAGACAAGACAGUAAGUGCAGUGAUUAAGGCAGGGGCACAUGGCUGUUUUAGGAAAGCCCUAUUUAGCCACUUUGAUGCACAAGCCACAAGUUUGGAGCCAGGUCAUUUGUGUUGCAACUAUUGCCACUCCAUUUGUUUGUGUUCAUCUGGUGUUUGUGUAGAGCCUCUUCCAAAAUGUGAGUUGGUACCACCACAAGUAUCCACUACCCCACCAAGAUGUAGAGAAGUGACAGAAGAGGACAGGGACAUUAUCAGGGACUGCUUACAGAAAUACAGGCGUACUCUAGUACCAGACAUGCCACUAGUCACAAACAAGACGGUCUGCACAGGGUUUGGGAUGGAGCUUAUCGAUGCAGCAGUGUGCCACAGCCCUUACAUCUUUGAGCUCAGUUACAUAACAAACCACCUACCUGUAUUUAGGGUACGGCAUGCACAAGAAAUUCUACUGGUUAUGAGUGAAGUGUUUUGUGACUUUGAGUAUUCUGAGCCAACUCUUCCUGAUGACGAUUUCUUGGAACCAGAUAUAGAUUUUUCUUACUAUUUUGAUGAAUCUGAUGAGGAGUUUGAAUUUGAACAACACAGCAGUGGUUCAGACUCAGAUAUUGGGAGCAGGGCAGUACAUCACAAUGCCUUGUAAAUGUAAAUAAUGAUGCACACAGGUAAAUGUAAAUAAUGUACACAGGUGAUUUUGACAAAUGUAAAUAAAAUUUAAUUGUGGAAAAACUGAGUAAUGUUUUGAUUGUACAGCAGUGAGCAUUUAAGAAGUGAAGACAAAUAUGAAUUUCAAUAUGUACAAAUGAAAAUACAUUAGAAUUGGCAUUGCCUUUACAGUACAAUGCACAUAAAUAGAUAGAAAUAUGAAUUUAAGAUAUACAAAUGACAGUUACUGGUAAUACACAAAUAUGUACAGUUAACAAUGUUACAUUACAGUAAUACACAAAUAUGUACAGUUAACAAUGUUACAUUACAGUAAUACACAAAUAUGUACAGUUAACAAUGUUACAUUACAGCCAGUCUAGAAAAAAAGAGGUAUCGCACACCAAUAAAGUCUUUCUUGAGGUGCUGGCUUCCUGAGCAUAUAAAUGUUAAAGAAAAAGAAAAGAAUGCCGCACACUCUGCUCCAUGUUUUAAUG
Molecule: messenger RNA, 2332 nt
Organism: Engraulis encrasicolus (European anchovy)
Lineage: Eukaryota; Metazoa; Chordata; Actinopteri; Clupeiformes; Engraulidae
Product: probable ATP-dependent DNA helicase RecS
Exons: 3
Coding region: 64-1836 (590 amino acids)
Biological process (GO): double-strand break repair via homologous recombination
Cellular component (GO): chromosome; nucleus; cytoplasm
Molecular function (GO): four-way junction helicase activity; ATP binding; nucleic acid binding
Source: RefSeq, a predicted model, not a curated record